This is a messenger RNA of Rhopalosiphum padi (bird cherry-oat aphid), 3167 nucleotides long. RefSeq names its product zinc finger protein 616-like. Lineage: Eukaryota; Metazoa; Arthropoda; Insecta; Hemiptera; Aphididae. Bases 212 to 1051 code for a protein of 279 amino acids. Gene Ontology annotation, cellular component: nucleus. The record is from RefSeq and is a predicted model, not a curated record. The transcript has 2 exons. Gene Ontology annotation, biological process: regulation of transcription by RNA polymerase II. Gene Ontology annotation, molecular function: DNA-binding transcription factor activity, RNA polymerase II-specific; RNA polymerase II transcription regulatory region sequence-specific DNA binding.
ACAUAUUUUUAUUUUAUUCAACUUAUACUUAUAAUAAAUAAUAAUAAUAAUUGUAUAUUUUAUUUAAUAUAUUCCAAACGCAAUUAAUGCAUUGUUUACUAAACCAAUACUGUAAUUUAAUACAUAUACAUUUUUAAUUUUUAAGUGAUUAAAUAAGUUUUACACGUAUUAUAUUAGAUCAGUUACCAAUACACUGAGUUUAUAUAGUGUUAUGAUGGGCGAUGUGACUGCUGAAAGUCCUCCUGCUGAUGAUUUAAACAACUCUGGUUCUUCUUCUUCAUCAUCAUCCGAUUCUGAUGGCGAAUCAAGUAGUUCAUGUACCAGUUCUAGUUCUUCUUCUUGCUCUGAAACACCUAACAACCAGUGCAAAAAUUCUAGUUUUCCUAAUUGUGAUAAUGAUGCUCCACAGUCGAAUGGUCAAUCUGAAUGGAUAGUUUGUCAGCUUUGCCUUUACAAGGUGAAAACACCUUUACAAUUAAAACAACAUAUGCGAAUGCACACUGAACAUAAAAUACAUCGUUGUGCCAUCUGUAAUAAAACAUUUGAACAAGCUACUCGACUAGAAAAACAUAUAGCCAUACACUGUGGUACAGAUAAUCGUUUUGAAUGUUCACUUUGUGGCAAAGUGUAUAAACUUAGAACUCAAAUUGUCAGCCACAUAGCAGCACACAAAAAACAAAACGCUGGACGUCGUAUUUCAUAUACAUGUCAAAUUUGCACAAAAAAAUUUUCAAAUAAGUCAAAACUGAAGGAACAUGUAUCAGGACAUGAAAAUGGGACAUUACAUUCAUGUGAUGUUUGUGGGCGAACUUUUAAAUUAAAUUCAUAUCUUGUUGUACACAAAAGAACACAUGAGAUGAGUGUAUCUUAUACAGGUGAUAAACCAUUCACCUGUUCAAUGUGUAACAAGUCAUUUUUGAGCAAAAGUAACCUAGACCUACACAUGUUGGUUCAUAAUUACGUUAAAAAAGCAUCAUAUAGCUGUGACAUAUGUGGAAAAAUAUUUAUGCGUAAAUAUAACUAUGAUGCUCAUGUUAAAAUACAUCAAUAGUUAGUAAGUUUUUACCAUUAUAAUUAACAGUUAUUAUUAUAACAUAAUUCUCCAAAAGUCCUAAAACCAUUAUUAUUUAAAAGUGUUUGUGAAUUUUUAUUUUGAAAACUAAGAGCAUUAUUUUUUAAAUACAUAAACUCAAUAAAGUAUAUAUUUAAUGAUGGCUUCUUGAACUAUUGUUUUAGUAAUUUUAUUAAAAAUUAAAUUAUCAUAUCAUUAUUUUCCAUUACUACAAUUUUUAUAAAAUAAAAUUGGAUGAUAAAGAAUCUGUUCGUUAUAAAUAAACAAUUUUUUCUGUUAAAUGAAGAUAGUAAUUUACCAGGUUUAAAACUCUUGAUUUCCAUUGUGACCAUAAAAUAUUUAUAAUUGUUUUCUUAGUAUUUAUUAUUGAUUUUACAUACUCUUUUAUUCAUACAAAAAAAAAAAAUAAUAAUAUUGUUCAACAAAUGUGUAUUUCAUAAAUAAUGUAUAAAUCCAGUAUGUAUCCAAGUAACUAGAGUAACUAUGUUCCAAUAUAUUAAUUUAAGUCCGUUUAUAUUAUGUAUAUAGUGAAAACUUAAACCGUACAAAACCAUAGUUUAUUUAAAUGUUUUAUUAUUUAUUUAUUUUAUUUUAACGUGUAUUAUAAAUUGUAUUUAAUUGUGUAUUUUAAUAUAGAGAAUAAACUUUUGUUCUUGAUUAUAAUCAGAUUUUAAAUAAAUAGCAUUGAUAAGGAUCAUAUUAGGCAGAUAAUUUUUUUGUAAUUAUAUAAACUUCUAGAAAAAUAAUGUAAUGAUUUUACUAUUUUAGAAUAACUUGUAUUUCUUUUUUAUAUUGUAAUAUGUUUAUAAUCAUUCCAAGACAAAAUGUCUAUUGAAAUUAUAUUAUACUAAUUAUUGUGUAUUUUCUGAAGUGUUCUAUAUAAUAUAUUUUAUGUAUAUCACUAAAAUAUACAAAUUAUAAUAUUGUAUAUACUACCAAAUUUUGAAAAUCUUAAUUUUUGAUAUAAUGAUAUGAAAUAUUUAUUCAUUUAUUUUAUAAAAAAAAAACAAUUGUGUUCAAAUUUUAAAAUUACAUUGCUUUUUAUUUUUAUUAAUAAUCAAAUAUUAAAAAAAAAAUGAAAAACAAAAUUGAGAUUACGAUAAGAUUUAUUACAUACUGGAGGUAAUGUAUUUUAUUUUUUCUUACCAAUGAAUAGAUCAUUUUCUAUUUGAAUGUAACUUUAAAUAAACUAAAAUAUCUACUCAAUAUAACUAUUAGCAGUAAUAUUCUCUUAUAAUAAUAUGAUUAUUUAGUAUCAUUGUUAACUAAAAAAUAAUGGAUAAAUAAUUUCUAUGUAAUUUAUUUUCAUGUUGUGUUUUGAAUUUAUUCACAAGUAAGAGUAUAGCUACAAUUUAAUUGUUUAUUGAUAGUACAUACCAUGUUAAUAUUACUGUAAUGUUUGAUAUCAAAAAUAAUUUUACACAUCUUGUGAAUCAGAUUUAAUUGAUCAAACCAUGAUUGAUAAAAAAUGCGUAUAUGUAUUGAAUUGGUGUCUUUUGUUUCACUUAAUGAUUUUUAUUUAAAAUUUUGAAAUUUUGUGCUAGUAGUUUAUAGAUAAAUGAAAAAUACGAGCAUGAUGUUUAAUAAUAUACGUAUAUGUACAUUUUUCAAUUAAUAACUAAAAAAUGAUCAUAUUUUAUUUUCAGUCUGUAUAUUUAUACAACUAUAAUGUAUAGUUCCUUAGUGAUAAAAAAAAACUAUGUAAUUUACUUUUGUGGCAUUUCUAAUUUAAUUUGUUCCAAAAAUUAAGUUUAUUUUCAAUAUUUUCAUACUUAAUUUAUAGACAUGAGUGAUGUGUACUCAAUAUUUUUUGUUAAUAAGGACCUAAUUUUUAUUAUCAAUAGAUACCAUACCAAUUAAUAAUAGAUUUUAUAACAUAAAUGUUUUAUGUUGAAAUUUUUAUUAUUUUAAUGUGUUGUUUUUUUUCUUGCCAUUGCAUUUGUUCUGUUAAAAAUUUACAUUUUUUUUUAACUUAUAAAUUGUCUAUAGGUGCAUGAUAAUAAUUUUUAAUUUAUUAUAAACCUACUUAUUUUCAUCAUCACUACCUAUGUAAAUAUUAUAGAUUUUUGUGAACUAUAUACCUACCUACCAAAUA